Messenger RNA from Delphinapterus leucas (beluga whale), 3048 nucleotides. The record is from RefSeq and is a predicted model, not a curated record. NCBI's taxonomy places the organism in Eukaryota, Metazoa, Chordata, Mammalia, Artiodactyla, Monodontidae.
ACCGGCCAUAAGUUGAUAACUGCUGAAGCUGAGUGCCUGGAAGCUCAUUAAACUCUUCUCUCCACAGUUAUAUAUGUCUGAAAUUUUUCAUAAGAGGAAAAAAAGAAAAAUUCCAUGCAACAGUCUGGCUCACUCAGAAAAGAGAGGUCACCUCCUAUGGUAAGUUAUUGUUUAGAGGCCCCACCCAGAGCCCUCAGAUCAGGGAGAUGAAUUAUUGAGGGGAAUCUGAGAGGCACAGAAGCCAUGGAGCACGGAGAGGCGAUGAGCACAGGGGCUGCUUUGGGCCGGGGCAGCUCAGCCCCUUCAGUCCUCACUGACAACCCACAGACCAGGCUGGCCGUGGUGGUGGAAGUAGAGCGAAGGAGAAGAUCUGGUAAGAAGCCUCCACACAUUCAUCUCAGAGGCCCCGAGGAGACCUGUUGCCCCACGCUCCUCCUGGAGGGGCCCAAGAGCAUCCGCCUGUGUCAGCGUGGGAUUCUGGAGAGUCAGUUUUGCUCACAGGAACAAUGCAUCACCUUUGACAGAGUCCUGGGUUCUGAUGCUCCUCAGGAGGCGGAGCAGGAGUUGCUAACAAGAGUCCAGUACAUGCUGGGCUCGGUGGGCCGAGGGUACAGUGUGGCCCUGCUGCUUCGGGGUCGAGAAACAGAGGCACCCCGGCUUGUGCCUCAGCUGAUGCAGAUGCUGUUUGAAGAAGCUCUGCCCCUCAGGGGCUCUGAUGCCGUGCUUAGUACACUUAGCCUGGUGCAGCUCAGCACCAGUGGGAGGAGUCGGGACCUGCUUGCUCCAGGGUCAGAGAACCUGUCAGCGCUGGAUGUGUCCCCUCUGGGCUUGGUGGUAGAAAAUGCCAGUGAAGUGGAGGUGUCUGACUCAAGAGCUGCCUCAGAGCUGUACUUGCAGGCUGCAGGUGGUGAAGACAGUGCCUGCUCUCUGCUCACUGUCACCAUGUCCUGCCCAUGGCCUGACCCUCCUGAGGGGCCUGGGACCCAGGGCAUGUGGCGAGGAGCCUUGCGGAUCCUGCAGCUUCCAGGAGCCCUGAAAUGCUCUGACACUCUGGAUAUGAUAAUCUGCGGCAGCCCCAACCCUAGCGAGCCGAGAGAGAGCCUGAGCCUCUGGGACGGCCAGGAUUCAGAAAGGUCCCAGAAUUGCCAGGCUCUCACCGUCUGGAAAGGCAGCUCCCUGAGCUUGCUCCAGGCUGCUCUGUUGGGGGCCGCAGAAAGGAGGAUGAAGGUGAGACAGGUGAGGCCCACCCUCUGGGAUGCAGUAGAAGAGGCCCGGGCCCGGCGGGCUGGCCUGAAGAGCCUGCGUUCAGGCCUCCUUGGGGACGCCCUGACAGAUAGUGGGCUCGGCCAGCUGGGCAAGGCACUGCGGGAGUUGCAGGUGGUAAAAGCCUGGAGCCAGCGCUCAGGAAGCUGGAUGCUCAAAACAGUCAAAACUGAGGCUAUGGGGCUCCCAGAACCACAGCUCCAUUUUAUGGAUGAGAAAAUGGAGACUCAGAAGACUAUCCACCUGCCUGAGCAGGUCACAGAUUCAACAGCAAGCCCCAGCCCAGGCCUCCAGGAAGAGCCUCAAGUGGCAGGAAGAACAGCAUCUAUAGGACCUGAUCUCCACCAAAUGCACCCUCUCAGGGACUCUGAGGAACAGGCCCAGCAGGCCCCGGAUGUGGCCCUGCAGUUCUUCCUGGCUCAGGCCCAGAGGCAGAGACUGCGAGAACAGCACCAAAUUUGGAUCCAAGAGGAACUGAAGCAUUUGCAACAGGAGGAAGAAGUGGUGGCAGGGGUCCACGUCAAAGGCCUGGUGGCUGAAGAGGUUUCCGAGGAGAGGCAGAGAUGGCACCGGGAGUGGACAGGGCUGAGACUCCAGCUGGAGGCCCUUCGGGCAGAACGGGACACUGCGGAGCAGGACCUGACAGCCCUCUAUGACCUGCACGUGCAGGCUGCCCGGGCUUGGACGUGCCACGUGCUGCAGGUAUUCCGAGCCUGGCGGGGGCUGUGGGAGGAACAGGCCAUGGCCACAGAGCAUCACUAUCGCAGCCUGCUGGCUGGCAUCCUGCAAGACACCAUCAACCUGGCCACGCAGAACCAGGAGCUCCAAGCCCAGAGCCAGCGACUUCAGCAGACUAGGCUGGGCGCAGGCAUGCUGGAUCCCCGCCCUGAGGAGAAAUGUGGGGAUCAGGAAUCCUUCAGGGGCAGUCUCCUCUCUCCUCAUUCGUAAAGGUCCUAGAAGGGAGAGCAGUUGGGACACAACAGCCAAGCUAACCUUCAUUAUGGAUAAUUAAUAACACCACUAACUAGGUCUCAUUGUGCCAGUACCUGCUGAGCACACUAACAUCCCUUAUUUGAUUUGGUCAUUUCCAGUCCCCUUUAUAGUAGUAGGUAUCAUCUGACACCGCACCCCCCCAUUUCAGAGAUAAGCCAACUAAAGCUAAGAGAGGUUAAGUAAUUGUUCAAGGACAGUCAGCCAAUAGCUGACAGAGCCAGAAUUAAAACUCAAGCCUGGUUGGCUAUAGCUCUACACUGCCAGAAAUAGUAGUUCACAAGUUGCAGUGUGCAUCAGAAUCACCUAGGAAGCUUACUGAAAAGAAAAAAAAAAAAAUAAAGAAAAAAAAUUCCCAAACCUCACUCCCUAAGAUUCUACUUCAGCAGGACUGGGAUUUCUCUUUUUUUUUUUUUCCCCACAAGCUUACCAGGUAUUCUACCACGGGAGCAGGGCCUGACAUUCCUCUGGUCAUGAGAAGAGACGACAGGCAGGAAUAUCAGUGAGGGAUCCAGAGGAGAUGAGAAACGAGACCACCUUGAGUCCUAAGAGCUCUCUAGCCUACAGUCUACAGUUUGCCUUGCUGGGCCCAACACUUUCUAUUCCCAAGACUCCUUCCAAAUUCUCCAGGGCCCAAGUUUUAUGCUUCAGAGAAACUUCCAAAGCUCCGUGACAGAAAAUAGUCUCGGCUCCAUGGAAUUCUCAAAGGAAACAAUGCUGUUAGCAACAGCUGGGAGAAAACAGCCUCUUCUCUUAGUCAAUAAGUCACCCCAGGAUUAAGAUACUCAGGGCACC